AGAAAACACUUUCGCAAAACCAAGUGUUAGGAAGCCACAUCCAGGAACUUGAAAAGAAAAGAUGCGCCUUGGACAGUUCAGGCCCUAAGCUGGGGGAGCUACAUUGAUCUGGACCCAUCAUCUUUUUACCGAGCACCAUGUUUUCGAGGAAGAAGCGUGAGCUGAUGAAAACACCCUCCAUCUCCAAGAAGUGCCGAGCGGGGAGCCCUGUGCCCCCAGCCUCCUUGGAGCUUCCACGCCGAGAUGGCCUGGAUGCAUCGACUUCCAGCCUGGUGGAUUUUUCUUCAUCAGCCAGCGCAGCUACUCUGAAGCGACCCACAAGUCUCAGCCGCCAUGCCAGUGCAGCAGGAUUCCCUCUGUCCCCUGCUAUUCCCAGAGGUCUUGCCAAACCUCACAAGCCCCACAGUACCUAUAGUCCCAAUGAAAUCAGCGAAGGGAGCCUAACAGAACCAGAGGAUAUUUCACAACUGCUUGCUGACGUGGCUUGUUUUGCAGAGCGCCUGGAGAAGCUGAAGGAUGUUGUAUUGCAGGAGGAUGGCCUAGAAUCUCGAAGGUCACUUGCCCACGAAUGUCUUGGAGAAGCCUUAAGAAUUCUUCGGCAAGUCAUUAACAAAUACCCGCUGCUCAACACCUUGGAGACCUUGACAGCAGCCGGGACCCUCAUCUCCAGGGUCAAAGGCUUUCACUAUGAAUCUAACAACGAAGCUGAAAAGCGUGAAUUUGAAAAGGCCGUGGAGAUGAUUGCAGUCUCCUUCAGUAGCACUGUCUCUGAAUUCCUCAUGGGAGAGGUGGACAGUAGUACCAUCCUUUCAAUUCCUCUUUCUGAUCUGAAUCAGUCGGUGGAAAAUCUAUAUGGGGGCAUUACAAGUUUGGGACCAGAAGACGUGCUGAAUAGUAGGGAAGAUUUCAGUUCAGCACGUCUGUCAGUUGAAGAGGUGAACGUGCUCCUUCAGAAGUGUGAUGGAGGGGUAGACUUUGCCCUCAAAUAUGCCAAGAACAUAUCCAAAUACAUGAAGGAUCUUAUCUACUAUAUGGAGAAAAGGACGGUUCUGGAAAUCGAGUUUUCCAAAGGACUUCAGAAGAUAGUGAAUACCUGCAAGCACACCAUCACUCAAGAGCCCUCCAUGCCGUUCCUCUCCAUCUACUCGCUGUCCCUGGAGCAAGACAUGGAGUACAGUCUCAGCUCCCUGCAGGCGGCCACCACCUUGCGAACUGAAACAUAUAUGCAGCCCCUGUCCCUGAGGCGCCUGGAGCAUGAAAAGCGGCGGAAGGAGAUUAAGGAGCAGUGGCACCGAGCCCAGAGGAAGCUGCAAGAAGCCGAGAACAACUUGCGCAAGGCCAAGCAGAUGUACAUGCAGCGCUCGGAGGAGUGUGAAAAGGCCUGGCAUGUGAUGGCCAAAGCGGAAGAGGAUCAGCUGGUGUCUAGCAACAGCUCCGCCACCUUGAAGAACUUGGACAAGAAGCGACGGCUGGAAGAAGAAGCCAGGAACAAGGCCGAAGAAGCCAUGGCAACAUACCGGACCUGCAUCGCAGAUGCCAACACACAGAAGCAGGAGUUGGAGGACACCAAAGUGACAGCGCUUCGGCAGCUCCAUGAGGUGGUCAAGCAGAGCGACCAGGUCAUAAAGUCGGCUACCAUUUCCUUCUAUCAAAUCAUGCAUAUGCAGACAGCCCCACUGCCUGUCUAUUUUCAGACAUUGUGCGAGAGCAGCAAACUCUAUGACCCUGGGCAACAGUAUGCCUCUCACGUCAAGCGGUUGCAGCGGGGCGACGAACCUGAGACACAAUAUGAUUUUGAGCCCUACGUGUCAACCAACAACUGCUCUCCGGUGACUCGGGCAAGAAAAGGCAGCUACGGUAUUACUGAAUCCACAGGAACAAGUAGCUCUGACACCUCCAGUAAAGAUGGAGCAGCCUCCGAGGGUGACACAGCCGCAGGUCGAGAGCCACAGAACCGUGGGCGGAGUCACCAGGGACACAAAUCAUGGCCAACAGCCAUCACAGAGACCAAGGACAGUCUGGAAUCCUCUGCCACAAUCCCAGGUGAGUUUCCUCAGAUGCCUUCCAAUGGAUCAUUAUCAUCCCCUAGAGAUGACUCAGAUGGACAUUCACCAUCCUUCGAACAGAGUAUUAAUGAAAUGACUCCAGGAAUCUCUACAUCCACCGGCCCUUUCCGGCAUAUCAGCUUGUCCAGGGCUGCCCAGACCCACCGGCUGAGGAAGCUGCGGACCCCCUCCAAGUGCCGGGAGUGCAACAGUUACGUCUACUUCCAGGGAGCUGAAUGUGAAGAGUGUUACUUAGCCUGUCACAAGAAAUGCCUGGAGACUCUGGCCAUCCAGUGCGGACACAAGAAACUUCAAGGCAAACUGCAGCUCUUUGGGCGGGACUUUGCGCAGGCUUCCCACACCGGCUCUGAUGGCGUCCCCUUCAUCGUCAAGAAGUGCAUCAGCGAGAUUGAAAGGCGGGCCAUGAAAACAAAAGGCAUCUACCGUGUUAAUGGAGUGAAAUCCCGCGUGGAGAAGCUCUGUCAGGCUUUUGAGAACGGGAAAGAGCUGGUUGAGCUGUCUCAGGCCUUACCACACGACAUCAGCAACGUGCUGAAGCUCUACCUUCGCCAGCUCCCAGAACCAAUCAUGCCCUUCCGGAUGUACAACAGCCUUAUGGGGCUGGCCAAGGAGACCUUGCAGAGUCGGUCCGACAGCAGGGCAGGGAGAAGCACUGGGGAGCCAGUGGACACGAGCAGUGAGUCAGAGAAAGCUAUGGUAACAAAGCUGAACGAGCUGCUAAAAGAACUUCCAGCCAAGAACUUUGCCACCUUGAAGUGUAUCGUGCAGCACCUGAAAAGGAUUAUAGAACUUGAAGAUGACAAUAAAAUGUCUUCUAGCAACCUGGGAAUUGUCUUUGGCCCCACAUUAAUGCGUCCUCGACCCACCCAAGCUACCAUCUCCCUCUCUUCCUUGGUGGAUUACCCCCACCAGGCAUGCAUUGUUGAGGCACUCAUAAAUUUCUAUGCUACUAUCUUUGAGUCCAAUGGCGUAUCUCCAGAUGGCACAGAAGAAACGAUCAGGGAAGCUGAAGAGCUGGAGGCUGAAGGAACACAACCCGACAGUGAAGUCCAGUAUCUUGAAGCAACCUCUGAGCAGACAGAAGCUGCUCUUGAUGAAGAUUCCUUCAGAGAACCGGACACUCCCUUUAUCGAUUCGGAUUCUGAGCCAGAAGAUGGCACAGAUGCAGCCAUUGAAGGAAUCCCACAGGCCAACUCGGGACCAAGAGGCAGUGAGACCAGUGGUGAGGAGGAGAGCCCAUCUGGUGAGGAUGCCAGUGAGGAAGCGGUCCUAAGGGAGAGGCCCAGCGUUGAACAAUCAGACCCUGAGGAUGCUUCACCCCUACAUCGCCUAGGCCUAGCCGAAGGUUGCUGGGAAGCAGAAGGAGAUGCUGUCUUCAGGAGCGGAGAUGAUGAUGAGAACAGCAACGGGAAGGUUGAAAGUCUUCUGGUGGACCUCAACACCAACCAGUCUAACAACUCACUUUUCUCACAUUUGCUGAUCAACUAA
This is a messenger RNA of Protobothrops mucrosquamatus (brown spotted pit viper), 3554 nucleotides long. RefSeq names its product Rho GTPase activating protein 45 (gene ARHGAP45). Gene Ontology annotation, molecular function: GTPase activator activity. Gene Ontology annotation, cellular component: membrane. The transcript is spliced from 23 exons. The record is from RefSeq and is a predicted model, not a curated record. Lineage: Eukaryota; Metazoa; Chordata; Lepidosauria; Squamata; Viperidae. The coding region runs from base 138 to 3554 and encodes 1138 amino acids. Gene Ontology annotation, biological process: activation of GTPase activity; signal transduction.